AGCUGCUUCCGUGAGCGAAGCACCUGUGCGCUGCUGGAGGUGAUGCCAGAUUCAGGCAAGAACUAGCCUCGGUCUUUCGGGGGCCGGAACAGCCUCGAUCGGAGAUGCCCCGCGGGCAGAUGGAGGUGACCACGGCACGUGCUGCUGUGUGUUAAGAGCGAAGAAGUUACGGCACAAAAGUACUCUGUGAGCGCUAAGCUACUAAGUUGUCUGCUCCGGGAGCAUCAGGAAAGGCUUCCGUGUUGGGGAUGCUCUUAAAGGAAAGUCUGGGGAGAGACAGCAAGUCCUCUGCAGAGAGACCCUGCUUCUGAAGCAAAAAGCCCCGGCGUUAAACAGCCUGCCUCUCUGACUUGUGCCAAGUUGUGAGGCUUGUGUCUCACGUGGAUCUGGAAAAGUCACUCACUUCUUGGUGGCUUAAGGGAAAUUCUGAGGAAUAUAAAUCUCGGAGCAAGCGGGAUCUACAUUGGUGGAAGGAGUUUCCAUACUGGGACUUCCCUAUUCAACAUAAUUGCAGGUUCAGCUGUCCUAACUCUUCUUUUGGCCGGCUAUUGGGCACAGCAGUAUUUGCCUCUGCCUACUCCUAAAGUGAUAGGCAUUGACCUUGGGACCACCUACUGUUCAGUUGGGGCAUUUCUUCCUGGUACAGGAAAGGUGAAGGUCAUUCCAGAUGAAAGUGGUCAUAAUAGCAUACCCAGCAUGGUAUCUUUUACUGAAACUGAUGUUCAUGUAGGAUAUGAUGGAUUGGAGCUGGCAGAUUCAAAUCCACAAAAUACAAUAUAUGAUGCCAAACGAUUCAUAGGAAAGAUUUUCACCCAAGAAGAGCUGGAGACAGAAAGUAGUAGAUAUCCAUUUAAGGUGUUAAACAACAAUGGAACUGCUGAAUUUUCUGUGACAAGCAAUGGAACUAUCACUGUUUCUCCAGAAUAUAUCGGCACCCAACUGCUCUUGAAGCUGAAGAAAAUGGCAGAAGACUACUUCGGGAUGCCAGUGUCCAAUGCUGUUAUUUCUGUGCCAGCAGAAUUUGAUCUAAGGCAGAGAAAUUGCACUAUCCAGGCUGCAAAUCUGGCAGGAUUAAAAAUCUUAAGAGUAAUUAAUGAACCCACAGCUGCAGCUAUGGCUUAUGGACUUCACAAGGCAGAUGUUUUUAAUGUCUUGGUGGUAGAUUUGGGUGGAGGAACACUAGAUGUUUCCUUACUCAACAAACAAGGAGGAAUGUUUUUAACCCGAGCCAUGGCAGGAAAUAAUAAACUUGGAGGUCAAGAUUUCAAUCAGAGAUUGCUUCAAUACUUAUAUAAGCAGAUCUAUCAAACCUAUGGAUCCCUACCUUUCAGGAAAGAAGAAAUCCAUCGAUUAAGACAGGCUGUGGAAAUGGUCAAGUUAAAUCUGACUCUUCAUCAUUCCGCCUGGAUUUCAGUGUCACUUACUUUAGAGAAAACUAAAGACUUAAAAGAUUCUGCACAAAAUAAGGAACAUGAAAGUAAACCUUCAGAGGACAAACUGUCUCCAGAAAGUUCCCAUAAUAAGAAUAUUAUGUUCAGAGUUAAUUCUUCUGAAAGAGAUGGAAAACUGAGUCAGGUUCUUUUUGAAACAGAAAUCUCAAGGAAACUGUUUGAUACAUUGAAUGAGGAUCUCUUUCAGAAAAUUCUUGUGCCAAUUCAACAAGUGCUGAAAGAAGGAAAUCUGCAGAAGACUGAGAUUGAUGAAGUGGUUUUGGUAGGGGGGUCUACUCGUAUUCCCCGAAUACGCCAGCUGAUUCAAGAGUUCUUUGGAAAGAGUCCCAACACAUCUGUAGACCCUGAUCUGGCUGUUGUGAUGGGAGUAGCUAUUCAAGCAGGUAUUGAUGGUGGAUCUUGGCCUCUUCAAGUCAGUGCUAUAGAAAUUCCCAAUAGACAUUUAAGAAAGACCAACUUCAAUUGAAUUAAUCCAUCUCACCUAGUGACCAUUUUCUCUUUAUUAUACCUCUUUAAUACAACAAAUGGCAAAAGUAAAGCCAAGAUACUUUAAUGAAGAUGAUUCUCAAAUUUACCAGGAAAUAGCAACAUCUAGGUGUUGGUGAAUUUCACAUAACACUUAAUUUAAAAUUAACUGUCUCCCCAGGCUCCUUCCUCCACUCUAUAGUCAUUCUUUUGAAUGCAUCUUUUUCCAUAGGAAAGAUAUAUUCAAAAGUGAUGCAUGUUAAAUGAAUUCUCAUAUGACGGUCAUCUAGAAUACCGGGCAUAUAGGACAGAAAAGAUCAUAAGCAUUAUUUAUAAUUGCAUUUUGUAAAAAUAGAAUAGUGCCAUUUGUAAGAUAUAGUUUCCUACCAAAUUUUAUUAGUGGAAGUUGUCAGGUUGUUUAAUGUUACUAGUACUUUGAAAUAUCUGUCCUGAAAGUGUUGCUAUGACACUUGGCCCCAGCCCCAGGUAUUUACAGUGAAUAGAAAAUAAAGCUCAGCAGUAUUAAUACUGACAACAUCUAUAAUGCUCACCAUUACCUUAUCCAAACUAUUUUUGUUAAAUUGAUGUAAAAUUGACCCUCAAAAAUCAAAAUGUCAUGUAAUACUUGUUGAUAAUGUUUUGCUUUAAAGAACUACUGGAAAAAUGCCAAAGAUGAAUUAAAUUAUGGGAGAAAUUAUGCUUUCUUGUACUUUUGAAACUUUUAGGUUUUGAAAUUUCAGAUAUUCUUUUUCAGGGUGCUUAAAAAGUUUCCUAAUGUUCAAAUUUCCAUACUAUAUAGAUUUUUAGCCCAAAAGUAAAUAAGUAAAUAAGUCAAUUUUAUCUAAUAUAUUUGCAUUGGUUUUCAUAAAACACUUUAAAAAUUUUGAGCAUUCAAAAAAUGAUUUUUCCCAUAAUUUAAAAAUGUUGUAGAAAAAGAAAAGAGCAGUAUAGGUCCUUUGGAUAAUGACUUUGUGUCCUUCAUUACAUUUGAACCAUUAAGAAAAGUGAAGUCUAAACAAAAAAGUUAUGUUGUUGAGUAAGGAAUGUAAUUUUUAACUUUUUAAACUCUAAAAGUGUUUAAUUAGUUCUACAAUGCAAAUAUGAACAGCAGAAAUAAUAUUUUUCACAUUCCAAAAAUAAUAUCCAUUUUCUAUGGAUUUUCUCCCAUUUUCUACCUCUCAACGCUUAAUGUAGUCCAGGAAGGGAAUUUGUGCCCCCCAGAUUCCCUCAUGCAAACUGGGGUAGCUUUACAAAAUUUUGGAGGCACUGAGUAGUAACUAUUCAUAGAUAUCUCAGCUAUUGGAUCUGGUUUAUAUGAGAAAAAUAGUAUGACAUCUGUAUGGGAUAAUUUAUAUGUAAAUUUUUUUUUCCCUUUUAAGGACAUAAUUCAUUUUGGAUGUAUAUGUAGCUUAUGGUUUCUAGUAUACAGUAUUUUU
Molecule: messenger RNA, 3352 nt
Organism: Sarcophilus harrisii (Tasmanian devil)
Lineage: Eukaryota; Metazoa; Chordata; Mammalia; Dasyuromorphia; Dasyuridae
Gene: HSPA13
Product: heat shock protein family A (Hsp70) member 13
Exons: 5
Coding region: 697-1917 (406 amino acids)
Biological process (GO): vesicle-mediated transport; cellular response to unfolded protein; protein refolding
Cellular component (GO): cytoplasm; nucleus; plasma membrane
Molecular function (GO): misfolded protein binding; heat shock protein binding; ATP-dependent protein folding chaperone
Source: RefSeq, a predicted model, not a curated record